UCCUCCCCCCUUUUUAUUUUUUUGUAUAUUUCCGCUAUAUCGAAAUGUUAUGAUAUAAACGUGAUGCUAGUCCAACCCCAAAUGAGCAUGAUAGGUAGCCCAGUUUUCCCGCCCAAGGAGUGGCCAGAACAUUGGUUGAGCCUUUUUUUUUUCCUUCCAAAUUUGAACUACCAUAAAUAUCCCUUCGUCUUGAAAAACCGCCCUGUCCGACGUGAUCCUCAUCACUGAAGCCAUGGCCUCACAGAGAGAACUUGUUCUUCUGAUGGCACAGCUGGUUGGUUUCAUGGUGCAGAGCACGAUGAUACUGUGCCAGGCACACCUGCGAUCCCUUCGCUGGAGGAGAAGAGCGGCUGCAAGACUGUUCCUUUCCUCAGAAAAACCUGCCGUAUCUGUCAGCUGCAGUGGGAAGCGAAGAAGGAGGAGGAUCCGCGAACGUUGGCAUGCCCUAGCCAGCAUGAAGGUUCCCAGAAGAUUUUGGGCAUAUGAUCGCAGUCGGGAUUGGUGGGAAAGAAUCGUUCUAACCACUUGGGACGACGGCCAGUGGCUAGAGUGUUUCCGCAUGGACAGGGAAACUUUCAUGGACCUGGUCAGCGUCCUCCGCCGUAGACUGGAGCGUCAGCGCACAAACAUGAGGGAACCUGUGUCGGCGGAGCAGCGCGUUGCGGUGACACUUUGGUUUUUGGCAACUGGUGCGUGUUACCGCGUGGCUGGGGAUCAAUUCGGUAUGGGAGCAUCCACGGUUGCAACCACCGUUUUGGAGGUCUGUGAAGCAAUGGAAGUGGAACUUCUCUCAAAGACUGUUUGCCUGGGAUCGGAGGUCGGCAAGAUAAUGGAUGGAUUCGCUGCACUGGGUUUCCCUCACUGCAUAGGGGCCAUCGAUGGAACCCACAUUCCGAUCAGUGCACCUGGCAGCAGCCCCGAGCAAUAUGGGAACAGGAAAAUGUUCUCAUCUAUGUUGCUGCAGGGAACCGUGGACCAUACCGGUCGAUUCAUGGACGUGGAAAUCGGUUGGAGUGGCAAGAACCAUGAUGCGUUUGUAUUCAAAAACUCUUGCAUUUGUGCAGCCAUGGACACAGGAACUUUUGUCCCAGGAAACCCAACGUUGAACUUGAACGGGGUUUCUGUCCCACCCAUAAUACUCUCUGAUGGUGCAUAUCCCAUGCGCCCAUGGCUGAUGAAGCCCUAUGGAAAGCUUGCUGUCUCCCGAAGAGAGCAUCAUUUUGACCGUUGCCUCUCGAGAUCCAGGAACCAGAUGGAAAAGAGUUUUGGCCGAUUGAAGGGGCGCUGGCAAUGUCUUCUUCACAGACUCAAGGCCAGGGAGGAGAACCUGGUUACAAUUAUAACAGCAUGCGUGAUCCUCCACAACAUAUGCGAGGCAAGGGGACAGCAGUUCCUUGGGGAAUUGAGAGAUCCCUCGCCCGUCAUGCUGCCUGAAGAAGGGGUUGAAUCGCUGGACAACAACCAGACUUUACUGGAGGGAGGGAAGUUGGUUAGAGAUGCUCUGGCUGCAUUUAUGGAGUCGCAGAUGAGGCGCCAGUAGCACACGAAAGGAUGAAUCAUGCUUGAACAAGAAACCUGUGUGUAUGUACUUGCUUCUUCAUACAUGUUAAUACGUUUCCUUUGAAUUUUAAAGCUGCCACUUGUACUGUAUUUCUGUGUUCACUAUCUUUUAUUUCCUUGCAAUGGAGCAUUUUUUUUAUGAGCACAUGUCAUGACUCCCAACGUGUAUGUUGUCAGCGAGGGGCAGGGUUCGGGAAAAUAGAUGCAACGGUUGAGCAGUUGGUUUGGGUGGUAUUGGGGAGGAAAGAUCACGAAAGACAUCGGAUGGGAAAUUGACUGGUGGAUGAAGCAUGGUGGUAAUCUCUGCAUGGGAUGUGAAAAAUCACAGCCACUGAUCAAAGCGGCAGACUCUCAGGAUCAAACCGCGCACCUCGUACUGAAACUGCAGUGAGGUGUGGAGCUCUCAACGUGGUCAUUUCCAAAAAUAAAAUUAACUCUUUGUCCUGAGCCUGGUUGAAAUUGUGGCUCUUCUGUCCAAACUAGCACAAGUUUUACUGGUUCACCCCGGCGCAAUGCGAAUUGCGACCUGGCAAACAGGAGCGACUAUGUAAUGUCAGCAUAUCUGCGGAACAGCGGGGCAUGAAUUUCUGGUUAUUUAACAGUGUGUCUCGUGGCAUAUGUGGAUGUACCUUCCGAGUAAGCCUAGCGGCAGUCGGCAAAAAGUGUUAAAUGAAUCCACACAUUUCUACGUGCAGGAACAGGAGAAAGGAAUUACUCACUGCACUCCUAAACGGAAGCCAGGGACACGCUCCAGUCAGGAAGGGAA
This is a messenger RNA of Eublepharis macularius, 2326 nucleotides long. RefSeq lists its product as uncharacterized. Bases 233 to 1540 code for a protein of 435 amino acids. The record is from RefSeq and is a predicted model, not a curated record. NCBI's taxonomy places the organism in Eukaryota, Metazoa, Chordata, Lepidosauria, Squamata, Eublepharidae. The transcript has 2 exons.